Messenger RNA from Mustela lutreola (European mink), 672 nucleotides. RefSeq lists its product as uncharacterized. Bases 1 to 672 code for a protein of 223 amino acids. The transcript is spliced from 2 exons. The record is from RefSeq and is a predicted model, not a curated record. NCBI's taxonomy places the organism in Eukaryota, Metazoa, Chordata, Mammalia, Carnivora, Mustelidae.
AUGGGAGCAGUUCAUUUCUACCUGCAGAUCUUUCGGAACGAGCUGGGAAGGAAAAAGGCCCGGCGGGAUGCUGGAGGACGAGUCCUAGGCCCGGAGCUCCAGCCCCGAACGGGGGCGACCGAGGGUCCGAACCGCGCCAGGCCGCGCGCCGGAGGCCCGGCCAGCGUCGGCGGUGCCGACCAGCCACGCUCCCCUCACGACUCUCCCUACCCGAGGCGGAAGGGCCGUGAGGGGCCGGGGCCGCGGCCGCCGCCAGCAUCCGGGGCGGGGGCUCUCACUCACCGGCGGGGAGGGGAGGAGCAGCCGGCGUCUCCGCCAGUGCCGUGGCUCGAGCUCAAGCGCCGGCUCCUGCCGCUGCGGCCGCCGCGCCCGGUCCAUCCCCCCCCAACCACCCCCCCUCCCGGCCCUCCCCCCGCGCCGCCGCAGCCGCCGCUACCGCCGCUGCAGCCGCCACUGCCGCUUCAGCCCCGGCGCGGGAGCGCGAACCGGCGCGAGGGGGCGAGAGCGCGCGCGCCCGCCGCCACCGCCCACAACCUCCGCCCCCAGCCGGCGGCGCACGCAGGAGGCGACGGCGGGCGCGCGCACGCUUCAGGGGGCGGGGACGGCCUCGGAAGGCGUAGCCCCGCCCACCCACGCGGUGGCUGGGCUGCUGAGAAGAAUCGCCCGUUGUAG